UGGGAGCAGGUAGGAUAUGGGGGGGUAAGAUCUUGAGCAGGGAUCAGCGUAAUGCGUAAAGUCUUUAAAGGGAAAGGUGACAUGAGAAUGUGCCAGGUAGAAACAGUCAAGGGAUAGAAGGAGGAGUAGAUCGCAAUAAUAAUUUCUUAAUAUUCGUGAGCAAGGUGGGAAUGGGCACGGAACAACUGGUGAAAGAAGGUGGAGCAUUUUUGGAAAUGAGAGAGGACAGUGAGGUGGCAGAAAGAUGAAUGAGGAUGUCCUUUGUUGUCUUUGUUGAGGACCAAGACUCAGGCAGCAAAGAUGGUGGAUAUUGAUGUUUGUGCUGGUGGGGAUAGCACAAGAAGAAAAAUGGAUGCUCUAACAGAUAGCGCAGCUGAGAUCAUUCCGUUGGAACUCUAUGAUUCAUCUCGAGCAAAAAUAGCUGCUAAUCUACAGUGGAUCUGUGCUAAAGCCUAUGGAAUAGAUAAUAUCCCAGAGGAGCUGAAAGACCCAUUUUAUAUAGACCAGUAUGAGCAGGAACAUAUUAAACCACCUGUCAUCAAGCUGUUACUGUCCAGCGAACUCUACUGCCGUGUCUGCAGCCUCAUUCUGAAAGGGGAUCAGGUGGCCGCUCUGCAGGGACACCAGUCGGUCAUCCAGGCUCUGUCUCGGAAAGGGAUUUAUGUCAUGGAGAGCGAUGAUACACCUGUGUCUGAAUCAGAUCUCAGCUGUGCACCCAUCAAAAUGAGUCCCCACAUGGCAAUGAUUGAUGCUCUCAUGAUGGCCUACACGGUGGAAAUGAUCAGCAUUGAAAAGGUGGUUGCCAGCGUCAAAUGUUUCUCCACAUUUAGUGCCUCAAAGGAAUUGCCCUACGAUCUGGAGGAUGCAAUGAUAUUUUGGAUUAAUAAGGUGAACCUGAAAAUGAGGGAGGUAACAGAAAAAGAAAUAAAACUGAAACAGCAAUUACUUGAAAGCCCAGGCCACCAAAAGUCUCCUUCCAAAUGGUAUUGGAAAUUAGUACCUGUACGAUACCGCCGCGAUCACCUUUCGAGUCGGCAGCUGCCAUUUUUCCCCUUGCUUGAAGAUCUGAUGAAGGACUGCAGUGACGGAGCUGCCUUACUGGCCGUGAUCCAUUACUAUUGCCCUGAACAAAUGAAGCUAGAUGAGAUUUGCCUGAAAGAGGUAACAUCCAUCGCUGAUAGUAUCUAUAACAUCCAGCUGCUUCGGGAAUUCUCGAAUGAAUAUCUGAACAAGUGUUUUUACCUCACCUUGGAGGACAUGUUGUACGCACCUUUAGUACUAAAGCCCAAUGUAAUGGUCUUUAUUGCGGAAUUAUUUUGGUGGUUUGAGAUUGUCAAGCCGGACUUUGUGCAGCCGAGGGAUCUCCAAGAAGUGAAAGACGCGAAAACGAUGUUGCAGCAGAAGAGCAGCCGCCCCCCCGUUCCGAUUUCCAAUGCAACCAAACGGAGCUUCAUGGCCAGCCCAACGGCUUCGGCUUCCGCCGACGUGCAGCCCCCAGCCCAGCUUCCUUUGGAGACUUGCAACAGUGGGAAGGGAAGUCCUGCCUUCAGCCCAGCCCAUCCUUUGCUGCCUUUGAGACAGAAGCAACAGAAGUCACUGCAAGGGGAGGACGGCUCAGGCCAGAGGAAUCGUUCUAAUUCAUUGACCAGAGUAGAUGGACCGCCACGGGAUUCGGUUCUUGCCUGGCCAGAGAAGAAACAAAGGCCUCUUUCCCAACCAACCCCCUUCGCCCUUCAUCAUGCCACCAGUAGCGACGCUGACCCCAGUUCGGGAGACAGCAUCAGUUUGGCUCGAUCGAUCAGCAAAGACAGCUUGGCUUCAAACAUUGUCAACAUCACUCCCAAACAGCAGCCUCAGCUCGUGCAGGGGAAAGCCAGCGGGAAAAGCUUGUUAAGCAACGUUGAAAUCGAAGAUGAGGAUGAAGAACUGAUCGCGAUCAUCCGCCCGGAUGCUGUGCCGAACCAUGGCAAUCUUGAGCUUCAGUGUGCGCCGGCUAGGUCGCCCGGUACAGCGGCAACAGCGUGGGCUCAGAAGUCCCAGGGCGAAGCCUUAGAAAAUAAACCAGAGAGCUUUUUCCUUGAGCCUUUAAUGCCCGCUGUUCUCCGGCCGGCAAAGGAGAAACAGAUAAUCAACAAGGAGGAUGAGUGUGGGGAAGGUAAAAUGAGAGGAGGCUUUGGGGCAAAGAGACUGACCGAGGGACGCAAAAAAAUGAAUAUUAGUCAAGCGGAUCACAAUCUGAAUCGGACUUUUAAUGUAACACCCAGCUCCGAAUUAUCUAUGAUCGCAGGUCCCUGCGUGGCUGACCCAACAGUACAUCCAGAGGUGAGAGUGGAGGCUUUUCGGCCUCAGGCCUGUAGUAGUUUAGAGCCUUCCUCUCAUGACCAGUCCUUUGGGGGAUACUUCCUUCAUCCUUCUCCAGCAGAUGAGGAUCCAGUGAGCAGCCCGAACAUCAGCUACGUGAGAAGCCCAAAUUCCCACACCGCCGAUACCUCAUGGACGAUAAUCAGGCAAGAUUCUGAUUCAGAUAUUCUAGAUAUGGAAGAAGCCGAGCAAGAUUUAGUGGCAGAUGAUCACCCGAUCAUUGCCAAGUAUAUCGGAGAAGAGGAAUCGGCGAAGCUCCAGGAAGACAUGAAGGUCAAGGAGCACGAAGAUAAAGACGACGCUAGUGGACGGUCCAGUCCGUGUCUGAGUACCAUUUCUCAGGUUAGCAGCGUUUCCUUAACCAGCGGGAGCGCCAGGAUGACGAGCUUUGCCGAGCGGAAGCUUCACCGGCUGAACAGCUAUGAAACGAAAUCCAGUACGAGCAGUUCCCAGAAGACCACGCCGGACGGUUCGGAAUGUUGCCCGGCCCCGUUAACCACGUGGAAGCAAAAGAGGGAGCAGAGCCCCACCAGGCAGAGCAAAGACAACGUGAACCUGCUGGCCUCCGAGCUGGCCCAGCUCCACAUGCAGCUGGAAGAAAAACGAAGAGCCAUCGAGGCUCAGAAGAAGAAGGUGGAGGCCUUGUCAGCCCGGCAGCGUUUGAAGCUGGGCAAGGCGGCUUUCUUGCAUGUGGUGAAGAAAGGGAAAGGGCCCGAGGUUCCUCAGCCGCUGAAGCCAGAGCAUUACACGAAAGAGUUCUCGAGGCACAAUGGGGAGGGCGUGGAUGACGUGGCUCUGAGCACCAAAUCGGAGGCCUACCUCGUUAAGGAAGAGGGCGGCGAGGAUUCCCUCGACUCCCUUGAAGGGCCCAAGGCGAAGGGCCAGGAGACGUUGGCUUUUGUGGAGCCGAGCCACCCUAAGGAAGCCACCCUCCACGAGAUAGAGAAAAGUAAAAUGAUCUCCACGGCCCUUCUGGAGGAAAACAUAGAGUCCGCUGACAUCAAUGAAUGUGACCUUUCCCUGGAGAAGCUGAACGAGACCAUCAGUACCCUCCAGCAAGCCAUCCUCAAGAUUUCGCAGCAGCAGGAGCUCCUCAUGAAAGCGCCGGCAGUGCCACCGUCGAGAGGGGGCGCCCAGGACCAAAAGAUAAAGGCGCCGGUUCAUUUUGUGGAGCCCCUCUCGCCUACGGGCAUGACCGGCCUUCGUAAGCCCCCUCGCCUCGGCCAAGGACGGAGCCCUCGGUCGGGGAGGCCGUCGGAACUGAAAGUGGCGAAGGACCGCCAGCAAACCACGACGCGCAUCAAGACCCCGACGCCCAGCAUCGAUACCUUGCCCCACCUCAGACAGUUCUCGUCAAACAACGUGCCCAAGACGCCGACCGAGACGGCUCCCGAACCCGCUUUGGAGCCGGGUGGCGCCCCCCGAGAUAAACUUGCUUCGGAUAGCUACAGGCUGUGCGGCGAGAGCAAUCAGCGGGGGGCGUUUAUCGUGUCUGCCGCCAAGGACACGAACAUCCUCUCCGAAGCCCUCAAAGACGUGAACAGUAACAUUGAAGACUUCCACACGGCUUCUGGGGACGGCUCUGUCGGCGAGAACCUUUCGGUGGAAGAACCGCUGAAGGGCAAAGGCAGCCUUAUUGAGGUGGAUCUGUCCGAUUUGAAAGCGCCGGAGGAAGAAGGUGAACUGGAAAGUCAAGGCAGCUCAACAGAUCUGAUCAGCGAAAUGGACCAGAAAGCAGGAGUCGGGUUUUUCUUCAAGGAUGAACAGAAAGCAGAGGAUGAGCUUGCCAAGAAACGGGCCGCUUUCCUCUUAAAGCAGCAGCGCAAGGCGGAGGAGGCCCGACUCCGGAAGCUCCAGCUGGAAGCCGAGGUGGAGCAGAAGAGAGACGAAGCCCGUCGCAAAGCUGAAGAAGACCGAAUACGGAAGGAAGAAGAGAAGGCCCGGAGGGAGCUCAUCAAGCAGGAAUAUUUGAGAAGAAAGCAGCAGCAGAUCUUGGAAGAGCAGGGCCUCGGGAAGCCCAAAUCUAAACCCAAGAAGCCCAGGCCGAAAUCGGUCCACCGGGAAGAGUCCUACAGUGACUCGGGGACAAAGUGUUCUUCUACCCCUGACAAUCUCAGCAGCGCACAGUCGGGUUCCAGCCUCUCCUUGGCAUCCGCAGCGACGACUGAGCCGGAGAGCAUUCACUCCGGGGGCACGCCAUCACAGAGAGUGGAGUCAAUGGAAUCCUUACCCAUAUUAAGUAGAAACCCAAGUCGGAACAUGGAGAGAGAUUGGGAGAACACCUCCACAGCUUCCUCCAUCGCGUCGGUGGCAGAAUACACUGGUCCCAAGCUGUUUAAAGAGCCAAGCAGCAAGUCAAACAAGCCCAUCAUCCACAAUGCCAUCUCCCACUGCUGUCUUGCUGGGAAAGUGAACGAGCCGCACAAGAAUUCCAUAUUGGAGGAGCUUGAGAAAUGCGAUGCCAACCACUACAUCAUUUUGUUCCGGGAUGCCGGCUGCCAAUUCAGAGCACUUUACUGCUACUAUCCCGACACGGAGGAAAUCUACAAGCUGACUGGAACGGGGCCAAAAAGCAUCACCAAGAAGAUGAUCGACAAACUUUACAAGUACAGCUCGGACAGAAAGCAGUUCAACCUGAUCCCGGCCAAAACCAUGUCCGUCAGCGUCGACGCGCUGACGAUCCAUAACCACUUGUGGCAGCCCAAGCGACCUGCGGUGCCAAAGAAGACGGCGACCCGCAAAUGACAUUAGAUUUCCGCGAGGAGACUUUUGCAGGGUUUCGUCGCUGGGGAGGAAUUCUCUCUUCCCCCCCCUCACCAGGCUUGGGUAUGAAACAGAACCGUGACCCCCCCCCUUUUUUUUUAAACAAAGAAAAGAAACAGAGAGGAAAAAAGCAGCUUCUGAAAAGUGGAUGCAAGGAGCGAAUGAAGGAAUGAGUUCAGUGUUCUUUGUUUAUUUGUGUUCGUAUGGAUGAUAAAAUGGCUGUCAACACCCGUUCCUAAUGACAGAGGCUUUUCACGUGAGAGAAGGUGCAUGUAGCAAGAUCGUAAGCAGUGGUUUCCAUUUACUUGAAGUUCUUCAUUGGUACAAAUUGGGACAUCAUUUUUUGCGACCUUUCUGGUCUGGCCUCUCGCCCUGCCAUCAGUGAGUCCCAGAAAACUAGCACGUGCUACGCUACAGCAAGCCGUUGGAACAAAGGCCUUUAGGAAGACCCGGCUUGUCCCUUUUCAACGUUGGGGACCCUAAUAACAUACGAAGCAAACAGAACUUUUACCUACUGCCAACGUUAAAGACAGACUACGACUCUUAGAGGGGAAAAGGAAAAACGCGACCCAGCCCUUGCUGCUCAGAACAAAGUUUACCUACAGUAUCGAUUCUUUAUAAGCACUGAAAGAUGUAAAAUCUCUCUUUCCUUUUUUUUUUUUUUAACGACAAUGGCGGACUUAUGCAAAUAACCAGUGGUUGAUGGACACUUCUGGAACCACAAUCAUGGAGAGGCAAGCAGGUGCUACUGGCUGGAAAUAUCCCCAAUUUAAAUCUUGAGACACUGAAUGGAAAACAGUCGGCCUGGAUUUUCUGUUUCAAGUAGUAUCUUAACUUUUACUUUUUUGUCUUUUCAAUCAAGACAGAUCCUAGUCAUAGUGGAAUGUUUUCACUCAGAGCACGUUACUCCUGUAUAAUGGUGCACUUAACAAUCACAAAUUCUAACGCUUUUUUAAUCAUGUCUCGAAAUAUAAUUCUACUUCGUCCUGUCUCUCUCUCUCUCUCUCUCUCUCUUUUUUAAUUUUUAUUCCUGGCUGGAUGAGAAGCAUGCUCUAAACUGGAGUGUGUGCUCUUUUUAUUUUAUGUUGGGGCAGAGUAUAUACUAAUACAUAAGGAAAACCAACCAACCAACCGGUUUCCAUUUCCUAGCAGUUUUUAAAAAACCAAUAUGCAUUUGUUUUGGAAGGCUCGAAUUAAGUCAGAUGGCAUUGUGUUUGUUUGGUUUAUUUAUUUAUUUUCCAUCUUGAAAUAUUAAAUCUUGAGUUAAGACCUUUAAACGCAGUGUAUUCUUUCCCUUUUAGAAAAAAAAAAGAGCUGACAUAUAACGUUCAGUUGGGGUAGUUACGGCAGUCUUUGUAAUCAGGUGUCUGUUUUAAAACACAGCCCCCCCCCCAAGGAAUUAGCAGUGUCUUUUCUUUCUGCCAGGUCUAGUGUGUCUUGCUUUGAACUGCUAUCUUGGAGUUGAGGGUUGUAGCUUUCGUUUGCACACAUUUCCUUCUACUUGAAGUGUUACUUGAAUAUGUUUCCUGUAGUGCAGAGGAGCAUUACUGCUAACACUACAUGGGAAGAAGAAGAAAAAAUGAAGCUCUGAAACACAAGCCAGGGUAAUAACUUAGCAAACUUUAAAAGAAUAAUAAUAAAUUAGAAUAAAGAUGAGUUUUGUAUAGAAGGGCUGAAAAAAAAUAGGGUGCAUAACACUAACGAGACAGAUGCAAAUGAAGGUCUUCCGGUGCGGUCUUCCCGGUUCUGUCCCCUUACGAUACAUUUUAAAAAUAGUCUGGCUGUAAAUUUUGUUCCAUAGUUGGGCUACCUUGUAAAUAAGGAAAAAGCUUUAUUAUUUCUAAAAGUGCUAAAUAUUAAAAAAAAAAAA
Messenger RNA from Pogona vitticeps (central bearded dragon), 6994 nucleotides. The record is from RefSeq and is a predicted model, not a curated record. Lineage: Eukaryota; Metazoa; Chordata; Lepidosauria; Squamata; Agamidae.